Messenger RNA from Cornus florida, 2738 nucleotides. Its product is annotated as phosphatidylinositol 4-kinase gamma 4-like. The coding region runs from base 664 to 2397 and encodes 577 amino acids. Gene Ontology annotation, molecular function: protein binding. The transcript is spliced from 2 exons. The record is from RefSeq and is a predicted model, not a curated record. Lineage: Eukaryota; Viridiplantae; Streptophyta; Magnoliopsida; Cornales; Cornaceae.
UCUCCUCACGGAAUACGGAGAAUAGAGCAAUGUCGUCCCAACUUUAACGCCGUUAAAUGAAAAUUCCUGGUCAAAGUCUACCUUCAACGCGGUUAUAUCGACGGCUACAACACGUCUUUCUUCAACGUCUAUUCCUCUGAAGCAGAUCGAUCAGCUAGCAAUUCCUUAUCAGAGCAGAGUAGAGCACAAUAAUCGUCGAGAAACACUCCAUGUCCAACCCGUGAAAAGCGUGGAGUUUGUUGAUUUCAUCGCCGAUUAAUCAUCUGAUUCUCUUCAUAGUAGAGGUCGUCUUCGCUUUUUUUAGCUUGCUUUGUAAGAAUCUCCUCUUCCCUAUGCUCUUCCUUUUUUUUCUCAAUUUUCUACAAUUCAAUCUCCAAUAGAUAUAUAAAUCACCCUAAUUGCUCCAGAAACAUUCGUCAUGUUAUUGCCAUUGGUGCUCAAACUUCAAAAUCGCUAGCUUUUCCAUCUGAAAAUUUUGGUUGUAAAUUUCUGUUGAAUCUCUAGGGUUUCAAUUUAUUAGCCUUUUCUGGUUUGAUAAUUGGGUAUGUCGGAUUAUAUGGCCGUUUCUGUACAAUCAUGACUUAACAUAUGAUGACCCUUUAGCUAGAUUCAAUUAAAAAUUGAAUCUUUUGACUCUAAAUUCAUUAUAUUUCACUAGUAAAAAUGGCGUCGGCCGGUGUCGCAAUCAGUCAAAUUCCAAAUGAUACUGUACUUUCACCUCGUUACAUACCUGACCUGCUAUCGACCGAAUCCAUUUGGAUUUGUGUGGCAAUGUCGGGUUCCAUGAUUCCAAUGCGGGUUUUGGAGUCUGAUUCUAUUGAGUCUGUGAAACUUAAAAUUCAGUCCUAUAAGGGGUUUGUUGUGAAGAAGCAGAAGUUGGUAUGUGGAGGCCGAGAACUGGCCCGGAGCAAUUCUCUCAUUCGGGACUAUGGUGUUGCUGAUGGGAAUAUUCUACAUUUGGUUCUCCGGCUUUCUGAUCUCCAGGUCAUCAAUGUUACCACGUCGUGUGGUAAAGAAUUCAAGUUCCAUGUUGAAAGGUGUAGAGAUAUUGGGUAUGUCAAACGGCAGGUCGCUAAAAAGAAGAAUGGUUUAGUUGAUAUUGAUGAUCAGGAAGUAUUAUGUGAGGGCGAGCGGCUUGAGGAUCAGAGGCUUGUUAAUGAUAUCUGUAAAAGUGAUGAUGCUGUGAUUCAUUUGUUUGUUCGGAGAUCUGCUAAAAUAAGGCCUAAACCUGUUGAGAAAAAUUUUGAAUUGUCUAUUGUGGCAUCCCAAUUGAAUGAUCAGACAGAUGACAAAGUGAUUAGAGAAAGUGAGUGUGGGACUGAUAUGGAGAACAUCCUUGUACCUAGAAAACCUCCGGACAUAAAUUCCUGGAUUAAACCUGUAAUAGUUAAUCCAAAGAUUGAAAUACCAUCAGUGAUUUGGGAUUUGGUUAACUCUACAGCUGAAGGGUUAGAUAGAGGGAACUAUCCAAUCAGGUCUGCUGAGGGUACAGGAGGAGUAUAUUUCAUGUUGGAUGCAUCAGGAAACAAGUAUGUCUCGGUUUUUAAGCCGAUUGAUGAGGAGCCUAUGGCUGUGAACAAUCCCCGAGGCCUGCCCGUGUCAGUGGAUGGGGAAGGAAUAAAGAAGGGUACCAGAGUUGAAGAAGGUGCAUUAAGGGAAGUUGCUGCCUACAUUUUGGAUCAUCCAAAGAGUGGGCGCCGCUCAUUUUCCAGCGAGGAGAAGGGUUUUGCGGGGGUCCCCUCUACAGUGAUGGUCAAGUGCUUCCACACAGGGUUUAAUCAUCCAGGAGGUUUAACUGUCAAGAUUGGAUCAUUGCAAAUGUUCAUGAAAAACUAUGGAAGUUGUGAGGAUAUGGGUCCUGGCACUUUUCCGGUGGAGGAGGUACAUAAGAUCUCUGUGUUGGAUAUGAGGAUUGCAAAUGCAGAUAGGCAUGCUGGGAACAUUUUGGUGAGCAAAGAUGGGGCAGAUGGCCGGACUGUGCUGAUUCCAAUUGAUCAUGGUUACUGCUUGCCUGAGAGUUUUGAAGAUUGCACAUUUGACUGGCUCUACUGGCCACAAGCUCGUCAGCCUUACAGCUCGGACACCAUCGAGUACAUAAAAUCACUAGAUGCCGAAGCAGACAUUGCCCUCUUAAAGUUCUAUGGGUGGGACCUUCCUCUUGAAUGUGCCCGCACACUCCGUAUCUCCACCAUGCUACUGAAGAAAGGGGCAGAGAGAGGGUUCACUCCUUUUGCAAUAGGAAGUAUCAUGUGCAGAGGGACCCUGAAUAAGAAAUCAGCGAUUGAGGAAAUCGUUGAAGUAGCACUGGAUUCUAUGCUCCCAGGCACAAGUGAAGCGGCAUUCCUUGAAGCUGUCUCAGGGAUCAUGGAUAACCAUCUUGAUAAGAUUGCCAAAUGACGUAUGGAGAAACUCGAUGAAUGGAUGUCUAUAUGCACAUAAAUCAUCGUACAUACGUAUAUACUUCAAUUCCCAGAAUUUAUUUGAUUUUUUGUUAUUCCCAUAUCCUUUCAGCAGUUAAACCUGGAAAUUGCUUUGAGAGGUUGAACAAUCAAUUGAUUGACCUCUUAAUUCAUUUGUCGAAUUCUUUUUUUAUUUUUUAUUUUUUAUUUUUUUUUAUGGUUCCUUAGCAUAUACACUUAUAGAUUAUAUUUUUAAGACAUAAUAUCCAUCAUAACAUGUACUUCUGAUAUCAGCGGUUGCAAGGGAGAGACUAGAUUUAUUAGUCCCUGUUCCAAGUA